UAUGUAUGUAUGUAUGUAUGUAUACACACAUGUCCGUAUGAUUUUAUAGUCUCGUGUCUUUCCAGUUUCUCGCGGCAAAAUCCGCUGAUGCCCUCCACCUGUUUAAUCGGAUCCCUCGUCUAAAAAGCUAAAAGUUAUGUUUUUUCCCGGAAACCCAUCACGCCCUCUAUCAUUCGCGAAGCAGAGACUGUAGCAAAACCGCUGCUCCGUACAAUUUCACUGCUCCUGGGACAGGGUAUCUCCUUGUUUUCGCGUCCGAGUAGUUUUUUACGAGAUUCGAGGCCUUGGGUCGUCGAGAAAAUCCAUUUUCCGGCGACGCUUUGCUCUUUUGUUGCUCUGUUCCAGGCGCCGCCAUGGGUUCUCUCGGAAGUAAUCAGCCAAAGAUCGUAAAGGGUACUGCCGGUUAUGUUCUCGAGGACGUUCCCCACCUCGUCGAUUACCUUCCCAGUCUUCCUACAUAUCCCAAUCCCUUGCAAGACAACCCUGCGUAUUCAGUGGUCAAGCAAUACUUUGUCGAUGCGGAUGACAGUGUCCCUCAGAAGAUCGUUGUUCACCACGAUAGUGCAAGAGGAGUACAUUUCCGACGAGCCGGGCCACGCCAGAAGGUGUACUUUGAAUCCGAUGAAGUCCAUGCUUGCAUUGUUACGUGUGGGGGUCUAUGCCCAGGCCUCAACACUGUGAUUAGAGAAUUAGUUUGUGGAUUAUCAUACAUGUAUGGUGUGAAGAAAAUUCUCGGAAUCGAUGGUGGAUACAGAGGAUUUUAUGCUAAGAACACUAUCCCCUUGAACUCUAAAUUCGUUAACGAUAUCCAUAAACGCGGAGGAACUAUCCUCGGGACCUCACGAGGUGGGCACGAUACCACAAAGAUAGUUGACAGCAUUCAGGAUCGAGGAAUUAACCAGGUUUACAUCAUUGGAGGAGACGGAACACAACGAGGAGCAUCUGUAAUAUUCGAGGAAGUAAGAAGACGUGGACUGAAAGUUUCAGUUGUUGGAAUCCCGAAAACGAUUGAUAAUGACAUACCGGUGAUAGAUAAAUCAUUCGGGUUUGACACCGCUGUGGAGGAAGCUCAACGUGCGAUUAACGCAGCACAUGUUGAAGCCGAGAGUAUCGAGAACGGUAUCGGUCUUGUGAAGCUUAUGGGUCGAUACAGCGGGUUCAUAGCUAUGUAUGCUACACUUGCAAGCAGAGAUGUGGAUUGUUGUCUGAUUCCGGAGUCGCCCUUUUACCUCGAAGGAGAGGGCGGACUCUUUGAGUUUGUCGAGAGACGGUUAAAGGAGAAUGGACAUAUGGUGAUUGUCAUAGCUGAAGGGGCAGGACAGGAGUUAAUGUUGGAAUCUACGACUCUGAAAGAUGCAUCCGGAAACAAACUUCUCAAAGAUGUCGGUCUCUGGUUAUUUCAGAGCAUCAAGGAUCAUUUUUCGGCGAAGAAGGCAACGAUCAACCUCAAGUACAUAGAUCCAACGUACAUGAUCCGAGCUGUUCCUAGCAAUGCAUCGGACAACGUUUACUGUACACUCCUGGCUCAGAGCGCGGUCCAUGGUGCCAUGGCUGGAUACACUGGUUUCACCAGUGGUCUCGUCAAUGGCAGACAAACCUAUAUUCCCUUCUACAGAAUAACAGAGAAACAGAACAAGGUGGUGAUUACGGACAGGAUGUGGGCGAGGCUGUUGUCUUCGACGAACCAGCCCAGUUUCUUGAGCCCCAAGGAUGUCUCCGAUGAGAAGAAAGAUGACUCGAAAUCGCUUUCCGGCGACUCAGAUUCCCAACGGCAGUAACUGCGGCGGAGUUUCCGGUGACCGAAGAAAUUGCUCGGUGAAAAACAAUCCACUUGACUUUCUGCAUACGCGAGUUGUUUACGUUAGGCAAAUAGAGAAAUAACGAGAUUUGACGAUUUUGCCCUUCCGUUUGGGGGAAAGUACUUGGUUUUUAGAUGUCUGCUUUUGUAAUUCUAUAUGUUACCUCGGCGUGGCGGCGGCGGCUGAUGAUAUAAAUUUAUUUCAAAGUGUUUUUUCUGUGUU
Molecule: messenger RNA, 2021 nt
Organism: Tarenaya hassleriana
Lineage: Eukaryota; Viridiplantae; Streptophyta; Magnoliopsida; Brassicales; Cleomaceae
Product: ATP-dependent 6-phosphofructokinase 3
Exons: 14
Coding region: 354-1778 (474 amino acids)
Biological process (GO): fructose 6-phosphate metabolic process; glycolytic process
Cellular component (GO): cytoplasm
Molecular function (GO): ATP binding; 6-phosphofructokinase activity
Source: RefSeq, a predicted model, not a curated record